AUGUAAACAGAACAAUUAUUACCAGAUCAUAUAAAUGAUGAAAUAUAUCGUACAUUAGAACACUUAUAUUUAAGACUAAAUGAAAUUGUUCGUAAAGCAGAAGAUGUCCUUGAUUUAUCUUAAUCUGUAAGUUUUUAAGCAACUCUCAAAAGACUCAAUACUGCUUCUAAAGGAGAAAAUUACUAAAAGGUUCCUAAAAAUUAUUUCCCUCCUCCUUCAGAUUAAGAGUCAUUUGAGAGAAAGUUUAAACUUCUUAGAAGAUGUGGACAUAUAUUAUCAGAUACUAUGUUGAAAGUAAGAACCUCUUUAAUUGAAUUACAUGAUGCUACUCGUAAAUAAAAAUAAGACAUAGUUAAAAUGAAAAAGGAUGAAUAUGCCAUUAAAAAUGAAAAACCUUAAUAUUCUUUAAAUUAAAUGUAGAAAAAUGGAAUCUAAUAAUAAAAGGUUCCUUAAACUAUUUUAUUAGAUGAAGAUGAUGAUAUUAUGAUUUUACCAAAAAUUGAAUUUGUCAUUGAACAACCACAAUUACUCAAUACAUCAAUUGCAUCAGAUCCUGUAUAUUAUAUAUCUUGUACUUGUUUACUAGAAAAUACACUUCAAUAAUAAAUUCCUGAAGAACUUAAAGUAUGUAUUGCUAUAGAAUCCUUAUAAUAUUAUGAUAAAUUCUAUUUAAAUUCUAAUAUCAUACAAGAAUGCAAGGCUGCAAAUAGAAUAUUAUUAUAAUUAAAUGGAGAUUCUAAUUGUAUUACUAGAAAUUGUAUUUUUUAUGAAAAAAUCUAUUUGAAUAUGAUUAAAUAGCCAAUUGUUCAAUUAAAUUUUGCUAGGAUUUAAAGAGGAGAACAAUUCUACUUUCCUCUUUUUUCUGAUAUAACAGAUUUAUUUAAUGAAUAAACCUUAUUUCUAUAUGGAAUCUAUUAAUUUAGUAGAUCAAUUGGGAAAGCUUCCUGUUAAAAGGUUGGCAAUAUUAAGUAUUUAAUGAAUCUAUUACAUACUCAAUCGACAUCAGGUCUUGUGAUUAAUGCAUUCAGUUCAUCUCUUGAUAAAAGUCAAUUUUUAAUAGAUUUAUUGACAGCUAUGAUUAAUCUAAAUGGAAAAGAAAUUGUAAUUGGACUUAAUAAACUUACAUUUCCAGAAUGUUAAAGGAAUCCUAGAAUUGUUUUAGUUCGAUAUACACAUAAAUUAAGUUAAUAAGAUAAAGAAUUAUUAGAAUAGAAUUUAAAUGAUGGUAUUGAUGGAGGAUAUAGAAUUAAUGAAUCAAGUUGUAAAUUAAAGAGAACUAUCAUUAUAUUUAGCAAAGAGAAAUUAUUCAUUCCAGAAAUAGGUAGAAACUUGAAGCAUUGGGAAAUUCCAAUUGAUUUUCUUAGAUAAUAAUGUGAAGCUUAUCAUUAUCAAUAUCUAAUUCAUUAUAUUGAUUAAGUAGUUAAAUGUAAAAUUGAAGAUAGAUUAGCUAAAUUUUUUACUGUUCUAAUCACUCUUAUCAAUCAUAAGAUUAAUAAUAUUAAAGAAUUUAAUCAAUAAAUUAUAAGAGAUUUUGAUUAUUUUAUUAAGAAUCGAAACUAUGUUAAUUACUUUAGUUUGAAGACAUAUCACAAAAUAACUCAUAUUGAAAAUUACUUACAAGAGUCUUUGAAAUCCUAAAAAUUGAUUUGUUAUAGCAAAGAUAUUAUAAGAUUAUUAGGUAUUGAAGAAGAAUGA
This is a messenger RNA of Paramecium pentaurelia, 1695 nucleotides long. The record is from the annotation of a GenBank genome assembly. NCBI's taxonomy places the organism in Eukaryota, Ciliophora, Oligohymenophorea, Peniculida, Parameciidae.